GGGUUCGGCGGCAGCGGCGGGUCCCCUGAGGAGAGCCGGGAGCCCGCGCUUUUCCUUGGCGCCUUUCCCGCCCUCCCGCGGGCUUGAGGAGCCCUCUCCCCCUCGCCUUACCUCCACCAGGUAUCUUCUCUUCACUACCGCCAAAAGACCUGCCUUGCCCCUGAUUGUAAACACGCCAGAUGUUGGGUGCCAUGGCUGAGACGGCAGGAGAAGAACCAGUCUUCAAAGUUGGAGAACUGUGCCAUGAGUGUGGGCAGCUCCACUUGUUGCCAGACAAUCAUCUUUAUAACUUCCAGGAUGAAGUGGAUGAUGAGCUCACUUGCCAUAUUUGCCUUCAGCCUUUGCUGCAGCCUAUGGACACACCUUGUGGACACACAUACUGUUUUAAGUGCCUUGAGAACUUCAUGCAGGAGUAUGACUUCUGCCCUAUGGAUCGGAAAAAACUGUCCUUCCAGCAGUGCCGGAAGUCUUCCCUUUUAGUGCGGAAUUUACUUGAUAAGCUCAUUGUCCUCUGCCCCUUUCAAGAAGAUUGUAAGCACACUAUGCAACGGUGUGAGUUAGAGGCUCACUUACAAAACAGGUGUCCUGGGUUCAAGAAGUUCAAAGCUCAUCUUGAAAGGAAAAAGAACCCUCGCCUCAGGUUGAAGGGAGAUUCUCUUUCCAGACAGGAAGCGAGUACUAUAAAGGAGCCUGAGAUAUUGAACGUAGUGUCAUCCCUUGUUUCUGGAAGUUCAAUAGCUGCAGUGGUUUCCCUGGAGACACCGGAACCUGGAUUGAUUAAUCCAGCCUUUGAUGGGAGUGAAGAAGAUUUACCCCAAAGAGCCAGUCUUUUAGCAGAGACAAGUACAAUUGAAAUUCACCGAGAAGACCCUGAGGAAGAACUUGGGAUGCGGAUAGUUGGGGGUAAAGACACCCCACUUGGCAACAUUGUUGUCCAAGAAGUUCUUCGGGAUUCAGUUGUUGCUGCAGAUGGAAAAAUAGCGCCUGGAGACCAUAUCCUGGAAGUGAACGGUGUCAACAUUAGCAGCGUGACCCAUACUCAAGCUAUCUCCUUACUGCGUCAACGCUGUGCUGUGUUUCACUUCAUAGUACUGCAAGAGAAAGGGUUUACCACCAGAACUGGGCAACUGGAUUCCAGCCGUUCAGUAAACCAGGAAGUGAUCCAUGUUACCCUUAUAAAGAGAGACCGAUCUGAACCCCUUGGCAUCAAAUUGAUCAGAAAAACAGACGAGCCUGGGAUUUUCAUUCUGGACCUUCUAGAUGGAGGCUUGGCAGCCAAAAAUGGGAAACUUAGUCAGAAUGAUAAAGUUCUGUCUAUAAAUGGCCAGGAUCUAAGACAGGGAACUCCUGAAGCAGCUGCACAGAUAAUCCAGACUUGUGAAGCGAGAGUAAACUUUGUUGUUCUCCGUCAGUCUGGUGUACAACUCCCAGAAACACUUGAAGAUGGCAGCACAUCAAACACCAGCAGCAGUAGCAGUGGGGGAAGCCCAGUGCACCAUCACAGAAGACCUGAACAGAAUCAUUAUCGAUGGAAAUCCAAUUAUCAGAAGGCACUCCCUCAAGGUUACCUCAGCCAAGAGAAGGUAGUUAACAUAAAGAAGGAGCCAAAAGAAUCUCUGGGAAUAACCAUUGGAGGUGGAAGAGAUAGUAAAAAUAAACUCCCUAUUUAUGUAACUAGCGUACAACCUGUUGGAUGCCUCUUCAGAGAUGGUAGAAUUAAGAGAGGAGAUGUAUUGUUGAGUAUAAACAAUGUUGAUCUGACUCAUCUUAACUACAGUGAAGCAGUCUCUGCACUGAAAUCAAAUGCAGCACUGCAUACAGUGACAUUGAAAGCCUUGGAAAUUGUGGUAACGGAAAAGACACCUGAAUUUACUGAGGCACCAGAUACCAGGGAAAGUGGGUUUAGUUGGGCUAGCUGGGCUCCUCUCUGGAUCAUGUGGCUUGGAUUGCCUAGUCACCUCCAUUGCUGUCAAGAUAUUAUCUUGCAUAAAAGCAACUCUGAGAGCUGGGGAUUCAGCAUAGUUGGUGGGUUUGAAGAAAACAAAGGGAACCAGCCAUUCUUCAUUAAAACCAUUGUGCCUGGAACACCUGCUUUCUGGGACAGAAGACUGAAAUGUGGAGAUGAAAUUGUGGCUGUAAAUGGAGUGUCUGCCAUGGGAAUGAGCAAUGCUGAAUUGAUUCCCAUGCUGAAGGAACAACGGAAUAAAGUGACUCUUACUGUGGUGUCCUGGCCUGGAAGCCUUGUGUAAGACGUAAACUCGGUAUAAUUUUGGGACUACUUUGGUGCCAGAUUUCAAGGCUUUGAGUGAUGAACCAACCAAAGAAACAGUGAACUGAUUUAAGAUGGAUUUUUUCAAGGCUGUCACCUGGAAUCCUAUUCCUAUGCCAAAGGCAAACUGCUUAUUUUAUUUUUC
Molecule: messenger RNA, 2414 nt
Organism: Lacerta agilis (Sand lizard)
Lineage: Eukaryota; Metazoa; Chordata; Lepidosauria; Squamata; Lacertidae
Product: ligand of Numb protein X 2-like
Exons: 10
Coding region: 180-2249 (689 amino acids)
Molecular function (GO): protein binding; ubiquitin-protein transferase activity; metal ion binding
Source: RefSeq, a predicted model, not a curated record